UCUCUGGCCCGCCCGGGAACUCUGCGGGAGUCCGGGUCGAUCUACUCCCAGGGAUCUAGAAGUUGGGCCCCGGAGUUUCAUCCCUGAGCAGUGAGCAGGAUGAUCCCAGUGGCGGAGUUCAAGCAGUUCACAGAACAGCAGCCUGCAUUCAAGGUGCUCAAACCCUGGUGGGAUGUUUUGGCUGAGUACCUCACUGUGGCUAUGCUCAUGAUUGGGGUGUUCGGGUGCACCCUCCAGGUGACACAGGACAAGAUCAUCUGCCUGCCUAGCCAUGAAUCCCAUGAGAACUUAUCAGAAGCUCCUUGCCAGCAGCUGUUGCCUCAAGGGAUCUCUGAGCAGAUGGGGGACCUCCGAGAGCUCAGUGGCCUCAAAAAUAACCUAGACCUCCAGCAAUAUAGCUUUAUUAACCAGCUCUGCUAUGAGACUGCCCUCCACUGGUAUGCCAAGUACUUCCCCUACUUAGUGGUUAUUCAUACUCUCAUCUUUAUGGUCUGUACCAGCUUUUGGUUCAAAUUCCCUGGUACCAGCUCCAAAAUAGAACACUUCAUCUCCAUCCUGGGCAAGUGUUUUGAUUCUCCAUGGACCACUCGGGCCUUGUCUGAGGUGUCUGGAGAAAAUCACAAGGGUCCAGCUUCUGGACGGGCCACGGUGACCACAGUAACCACCACUGGGGCAGGGGCAGGGAAGGUGGGCGAAGGCGAGAAGGAGAAAGUGCUAAUAGAGCCCGAAAAGGUGGUGUCUGAACCUCCAGUUGUAACUCUGCUGGAUAAGAAGGAAGGUGAGCAAGCUAAGGCCCUAUUCGAGAAGGUCAAAAAGUUCCGAGUGCAUGUGGAAGAGGGUGACAUUCUCUAUUCCAUGUAUAUCCGGCAAACAGUGCUCAAAGUGUGUAAGUUUUUCGCCAUCCUGGUUUACAACCUAGUCUAUGUGGAGAAGAUCAGCUUUCUGGUGGCCUGUAGGGUGGAGACAUCAGAGAUCACAGGGUACGCCAGUUUCUGCUGCAACCACACCAAGGCCCACCUCUUUUCUAAGCUGGCCUUCUGCUAUAUAUCCUUUGUGUGUGUCUAUGGCAUUACCUGCCUGUAUACGCUCUACUGGCUCUUCCAUAGGCCCCUUAAAGAGUAUUCCUUCCGUUCUGUGCGCGAAGAGACAGGUAUGAAUGACAUCCCGGAUGUUAAGAAUGACUUUGCCUUCAUGCUCCACCUCAUUGACCAGUAUGACUCCCUCUAUUCCAAGCGGUUUGCAGUCUUCCUCUCUGAAGUCAGUGAGAGCCGCCUUAAGCAGCUCAACCUCAACCACGAGUGGACACCAGAGAAGCUGAGGCAGAAGCUGCAGCGUAACACGCGUGGCCGGCUGGAGUUGAGCCUCUGCAUGCUCCCAGGACUACCUGACACUGUCUUCGAACUCAGUGAGGUGGAAGCACUCAGGCUGGAGGCCAUCUGUGACAUCUCCUUUCCCCCGGGGCUCUCCCAGCUUGUGAACCUUCAGGAGCUCAGCUUGCUUCACUCACCAGCCAGGCUGCCCUUCUCUUCACAGAUCUUCCUGCGAGAUCGCCUGAAGGUGAUCUGUGUCAAAUUUGAGGAGCUCCGAGAGGUACCCCUCUGGGUGUUUGGGCUUCGAGGCUUAGAAGAACUGCACCUGGAAGGACUCUUUCCCCCAGAAAUGGCUCGGGGUGCCACCCUUGAGAGCCUCCGGGAGCUUAAACAGCUCAAGGUACUGUCUCUACGUAGCAAUGCAGGGAAGGUGCCAGCCAGCGUUACUGAUGUAGCUGGGCACCUUCAGCGACUCAGCCUGCACAAUGACGGGGCUCGUUUGCUUGCUCUAAAUAGCCUCAAGAAGCUGGCAGUGUUACGGGAGCUGGAGCUGGUGGCCUGUGGGCUGGAACGUAUCCCCCACGCGAUCUUCAGCCUGGGGGCUCUGCAGGAACUUGACCUUAAGGACAACCACCUUCGGUCUAUUGAGGAGAUCCUCAGCUUCCAGCACUGUCGGAAGCUGGUCACUCUCAGGCUGUGGCACAACCAGAUAGCCUAUGUGCCUGAGCAUGUGAGAAAGCUCCGAAGCCUGGAGCAGCUCUACCUCAGUCACAACAAGCUUGAGACUCUGCCCACCCAGCUUGGCCAGUGCUUUGGCCUCCGCCUGCUGGAUCUGUCCCACAACGGGCUUCGUUCCCUGCCACCUGAGUUGGGCCUUCUCCAGAGCCUCCAGCAUCUAGCCCUCUCCUACAAUGCCCUUGAGAGUCUGCCUGAUGAAUUGUUCUUCUGCCACAAGCUGCGGACAUUGCUCUUGGGUUACAACCACCUAACUCAGCUUUCACCCGAUGUGGCUGCCCUCCGGGCCCUCAGCCGUCUGGAGCUCAAGGGUAACAGGUUGGAGACACUGCCAGAAGAACUUGGUGACUGCAAGGGGCUGAAGAAGUCAGGGCUGCUGGUGGAGGACACCCUUUAUGAGGGACUGCCUGCAGAGGUGCGGGAGAAGAUGGAGGAGGAAUGAAGCCUGGUGGGGGGAGGGGCAGGUUGACACAGAGGCCUUUACAUGUUUCUGCCCCAACAUUGUAUUCCAAGGUAGAUAGGUCCAGCAGGAGUGGAAGGAAGGCCAGACAUGUCAGUUUUGUGUAGCUCGGACAAGAUCCUGGGACUGGUUUGUCUAGAGGAGAAACAGGAGGUGGUAGAUUUGGGGUGUAACCCUUAGGGAAGGAUUAACUCAGUCUUAGGCUCUUCAACCAAAACCACACCUGUGUCUUUGGCUGGCUGGCUUGUUCUUCCUCUGAACAUUCCGGCUUAAUUAGUUUCCUAUAUGGGAGUGGGGGACACAUCCCAGUGGGAUUUCCAACCCUUCCCAACAAGGGUCAGCAUAUACUUAGGGUUCUCUCCUAAGGAGAGGAUAUAGGGUCCAAUUCCAAAGUCCCGUAUCCCAAGUUUCAUGCCAAGUCCUUACUGUAUAAGCCCUUUGUGACAGGGAUGGGUACUUAGAACAAUGGCCCUCACACUUAGCUAUGUAAUAAAAUCAGCUGAGGGGCCCGGAAGAAAAUAAAUCCUUUACAUGCUUCCCACCCCACCCCUGAAAUACUGACUCAGAAUUUGGGUGGGGCCAGGAAUCUGCUACUAAGUAAGAAUGCCAGGUAAUUCCGAUUCAGGUGGUCCUGAGACCACAUAGUGGAAAUGCUGACAUAAAGACUGGGCUGGCACUGAAACUCAGUUGGGAGAGUGCCUGCUUGGCAUGCAGGAAGUCCUGGGUCCUGUCCUCAGCAUUUCAUAAAUUAGGAGCAGUGCAACCUAUGUAAUAUAGAGUGCCUGUAUAAUAUUCUGGAGGUGGAGAGAGGAGGAUUGAAAGAUUGGAGCAAGCCUGGGAGACAUAGCAUAGCUUGUCUCAAAACAACUAAGAGUGGAAUACUGAAAUGUCUAGAUAUGGAGCCCCCUUUCUAGAGCCUUAAGAGAGUCCCAUUAAGUUAAGCAUUUUCCUCAGGAAAAUGCUCAUGUAACAUAAAUGAACAAACUGUAAGCCAAGUCUCACUGCCACAGAUCCCCACUAGAGCAUUAGUCAUGCAUUUAUUAAGAUUAGCUGAGUCCAAGUUAAAAUGCCGGUGGAGGCUACCUUUUUUCCUUAGUUCAUUCAGGAAUUUUCUUUUGAAUGUUUCCUGUGCAGGAGAGCAUAUACCACUGGGUGCUUAAUAAACGAAAACUGUAAUUCUGA
Molecule: messenger RNA, 3687 nt
Organism: Mastomys coucha (southern multimammate mouse)
Lineage: Eukaryota; Metazoa; Chordata; Mammalia; Rodentia; Muridae
Gene: Lrrc8e
Product: leucine rich repeat containing 8 VRAC subunit E
Exons: 3
Coding region: 100-2487 (795 amino acids)
Molecular function (GO): protein binding
Source: RefSeq, a predicted model, not a curated record